AUGGGCGCAGAAGCAGAAGUGUCAGAAGGCCCUGCUGCCAAAGAUGGUGACCCGAGACUUGUCCAAGUCGCCCCACGGGGGGACAUCGUUCUCGACGUGACCUUUGGAACAUCCCCAGAGACACUCAAGAAGUGUCGCAAAGCAGCACAGGCGGCCGCCAAGAAGAGGGGCCCCAGCAAUCGUCCCGAGUCGCUGAUCGUGGCACAGCCCGCCUUCCAUGCAAAAGUCAGGGUGGCAUAUCGGGCCAGCCUCGGUGCCCUGAUGAAGCACUCCAAAUACUUUGCCAACCUGCUCUCCAACCCUCACUUUCAAGAGUCGAAGCUCAUCACGGAUGCGCAUGCUCGGAUUGCCUCCCAGGACCGUGAGCCCAAGGACGUUGAAGCGAGCGAGCUUCCCUGGAUCCCAAUCGCGGACGAUGACGAGGCUACCGGGAUGGCGGGGCGUGAGUCCAUCUUCGAGGACUUGCUCCUCAUCCUCCAUGGCAAAUCGCCAAAGGCCACCCACGCAACCAUGGCCUACGUGACCACCCUGGCCAUAACUGCAGAUCGUUUCGACUGCGCCCCCGUGAUUUCUCACGGGUUGAAGGACGAGCUGAAGUUCAAGUGGCCCAACACCCGUACCAGGCCAUAUCGUGAUGAUGCCGGCCGGUUGACCGAUGUCGAGCAGACACUCCGCCAGAAGAUCCUCGCAUCGUGGCUCCUAAACAGGCCGGUGUUGCAAGCCUCGACAAAGGAGCUUAUUCUGCGAGGCUCGAGGAUCUGGUGCGCCUUCAAUGACGCCGAGGCCGAUGCGGACGCCGGAGCAUCCUGGUGGAAUCUGUCCGAUGGCUUAGAAUACGAACUGCAGUAUCGCAGAGAGUGCAUCCUAAACACCAUCGCCUCGGUGCAGAGACACUUCCUGGAUCUAUAUUCCUCCCGUGAACGACAGUGCAAGCUAGGAUACGACUCCAGCGCAGCAUGCGACUCGUUCCAGCUCGGGCAAAUGCUCAAGUUCCUCCUCUCCAAGAACCUCGCCUUCCUGGUCGACUUCAGCCCCUCCUCGCUCGACUCCCUCCCCGACGCCUCCAUGCUGGACAUUGAAGACCUCCUCUCCAUCCUCAAGCAGUGCCCCAACUACCAGAUCGACAAGCACCACACCAACUGCGGGCUGCGCAUCCGGAUCGAGCCCAUCAUCGACUACAUCCGCGCCAUGCUGUCGUCCGACGCCGUCUUCAUCUCCCCCUCGGACUGGUCGAGGAACAGGGCCGCCAUAUCCUGGGCAUCUGCCAAGGAGGCCGACGGCGACAGCCGGGCGGAGGAGAGGCCCGGUCGCGCUUUCGCGUUCACCAGGGCGUUGGCCAACGACCCGCGGCUGCGGUACGAGAAUACCAUGUACGCCGGUUCCAUGGCAAAGAAGCUUUUCUUGGCCGAGUCCUGGGAUUGGACGCCGGAGAUUUAA
Clonostachys solani is the source of this 1437-nucleotide messenger RNA. The record is from the annotation of a GenBank genome assembly. NCBI's taxonomy places the organism in Eukaryota, Fungi, Ascomycota, Sordariomycetes, Hypocreales, Bionectriaceae.